GAAAGCACCUGCUUUCAUUGAAUUAGGUCGUGGGAAGCACUGCAACCGCACAGCCAUUCAGGAAGAAAGUCAACAUGAUCGGCGUCGCUAUCAUAGUGAUCAGUGAUACAGCCGCGAAAGACUCUUUGUUGGACUCAUCUGGCCCAACCAUAGAGAAAGUCUUAUCCGAGAGCAUUUCAUCUCGAUUCGAAGUGCUCGAAAAACGCAUCGUCCCUGAUGAUGCCGAAGCUAUACGUAGCGCGAUCCGUUCAUUGACCGGUGGUACGAUACAGUUUAUCGUGACGAGUGGCGGUACAGGAUUGGGCACAAGGGACCGGACUCCGGAGGCAGGAAUGUAUCGAUACAUAUCCCCCAACCUGUGGUUGCCAUCUGAAUUGCUUCAACAGUCUCGCCCUUGAUCGAUCGGCAUGCUCCUGGAUUAAUUCACCUGAUGAUGAAAGCCUCUCUUGAGCGUACACCUCUUGCAGCCCUGUCUCGACCAGUAGCGGGGACCAUUGGAAAUGCUUUGAUCGUUACUCUUCCAGGCAGCCCGAAAGCGGUUAAAGAGAAUCUCACUGCUUUGCUGGAGGGGGGAGUGCUUUCUCACGCUAUUGAUUUGAUCGGCGGGGGGGCCUCAUCGACAACUCCAGGUCAUACUCACCCUCAUCAUGACCAUUCGCAUGCCCAUGUGCAUUCUCACACUCACCCUCACCACGCGCCAACUCCGAAAUCUCAUGAUCCAUCUCUUGGUGCACACGCACGCCACAGACACUCUCCAUAUCCGAUGAUUGAGCUAAAAGAUGCCUUGGAAAUUGUAGAGAAGUACUGUCGGCCGCUUCGUGCUGUCUCCAUCAUGCCCGUCAAUCAAAACCUGCGAGGAUCGGUACUUGCAGAAGACGUGUACGCAUCUGUUCAGCUCCCCUCACAUCCAUCGACAAAUGUCGACGGUUAUGCGGUAAAAUCGACAUAUGCUCCGGGUGUUUAUCACGUUUUGACGCCUCAAUCCUUCCACACAAGAAAAGGUAUUCCGUUGCCAGAUGGAUCAAUAUACCGCAUCAACACUGGAUCGCCGCUUCCGAAUGGUGCUGAUGCCGUAAUAAUGGUGGAGGACACGGAACUCGUUACAAUAACUGGGCCUGCAUCGCAGCGAGUGGAAGGUUCAUUGUCGUCCCAGACAGAGAGUGGAGAGGAAGAGACCGUGAGAUUGCUAGUUGGGACAGAACCUGGAGAAAACGUACGACAACCUGGAUCAGACGUAAAGAAGGGUUCCCUCGUUCUUGAAAAGGGGACUGUCAUUCAAGCCGUUGGAGGUGAGGUAGGAGCGCUGACAUUCAUAGGGAAGAAGCAGGUGCCUGUCUACAAAAAACCUGUGGUGGCCAUCAUGAGUACAGGGAAUGAACUUGUGGACUUGCAUAAUACGAGAAACUUCCCUAGCGAAGAACAUGGGAAAGAUGGCUGGCAGGGGAUCUUCGACACAAACCGUCCUAGCCUUCAAGCCGCGCUGGAAGGAUUUGGAUAUCAAGUGGUGGACUUGGGUAUUGUCGCGGAUGAUGAAGAAAGCCAUGUCUCAACGAUUAAACGGGGGCUCCAGGAAGCUGACUUGCUGUUAACUACAGGCGGAACUUCCAUGGGAACUUCUGACCUGCUCAAGCCAGUAAUCGAAAGACAACUUGGCGGGAUUGUACAUUUUGGCAGACUGAACCUCAAACCAGGGAAACCUACGACAUUCGCUACUGUCAAUUCGAAGCCCCUUUUUGCUCUUCCUGGAAACCCAGCUUCUGCAAUUGUAAUGUUCCAUAUUUUUGUGCUUCCCGCUUUAAGGAUGCUAGGCGGUUGGCCCAUUUCCAGGUGUUUUCUUCCCAGGAUUCGUGUGAAGAUUUCCGACGAGCUGUACGUGGACACUAGACCAGAGUUUCACCGUGUCUAUGUGCGAGCGUCAGGGGACGGCCUUGUGGCUUCUUCGACUGGAGGGCAGCGCUCCAGUCGGAUUGCCAGUCUGGCUGGGGCGAACGGGUUGGUCAUUCUCCCAGGAAGAGCAAAGGAUAGCAAGAACGAUCGCUUGCACGCUGGAUCUAUGAUCGAGGUUGUUAUGAUUGGGGAAAUGGGGGCUGCGGAGUAAACUCAUUCCAUGAAUCCCUCGUCUGCGUGUGUCCGUAAUGUUGAAUUUGAGGUAUUUGGAUCAAGUC
Molecule: messenger RNA, 2165 nt
Organism: Cantharellus anzutake
Lineage: Eukaryota; Fungi; Basidiomycota; Agaricomycetes; Cantharellales; Hydnaceae
Exons: 8
Coding region: 431-2098 (555 amino acids)
Biological process (GO): Mo-molybdopterin cofactor biosynthetic process; molybdenum incorporation into molybdenum-molybdopterin complex
Cellular component (GO): cytosol; cytoplasm
Molecular function (GO): molybdopterin molybdotransferase activity
Source: RefSeq, a predicted model, not a curated record